CAGGGCUUAAAGCUCAUGAAUUUUUAAGCAGUUUAAAUUAUAGGAAAUAUUUGAAUAUCCUCAAUAAGGCGUAAUUCAUAUCGACUGAAUACGUGAUGUGAUCAGUCCCAGACAUUUUGUGCAGACGUUUAUACUCGUUUUUAUUGUUAUAUAGGUUGAUCAUCCCUUGACCUUAUCAAAAUAUACAAGUUAUUAAUGAUCGUCACCAAACGAUAAGAAAGAUUAGUCAAAGUUAGUCAUUCUUAAUCAGUUGGGGUAGAAAAUAAAAUUAUCAUAGGUUCUUAUGCAAGUUAAUCUGUAUGUAACGAUGAGACUUUUAGUCUUUUUAAUACUACCAUUGGUUAUGUUAUGUCAAGGCUAUAAUUUAACAACUCGACAGCUCUGUUGUACUAUAGGAACCAAUUAUUCAUUAAGCGGCAAGGGAUGCAAAACAUUUCAUCCUCCAAUUCCAGGUAUUGCCAUCGAAGAUGAAAGAGCAUGCGUUAGUAUGGUCGAUUUAUGUUGCAAAAAGCAAGUUCGCCUAUUACAAUGCAAUGCGGGAAAGAAAGAUGCUGUAGCGGAUGGAAUAUGUGUAGACGAGAGUGAAGACCGACGGGAUUGUUGUGAAUAUUGUCGAUUGGGUAUAGAAGCAAAGCAUGCGGGAGAGACAUGCGUCGACUCACUAGGAUUAGGAUCGCCAUUUACCGAUGUUUUCACUAACUGCUGUGAAGAAGCUAGCAACAUUAAUAAAAUGCAAUCGUCCGUAGAAAUCACAACUUUCAAGAGUUUCCAUAGUGAAACUCUUGAAAAAGGUUAUACAGAAAGUACUAAUCAUACUAUGCCAUUGAGUUUUCCUCAUUAUCCUGGCCUUUCCGAAGAAAAUGUAUGUGAAACAGGUGAAUUUUGUGCCCAACUAUGUGAAUCAACAGGAAAAUCAUUUAAAUGCAGCUGCUUUGCAGGAUAUGAACUGAUGAAGGAUGAAGUAUCUUGUAAACCAAUAAAACGUGCUAAAGGUAGCAGAUGUGAAAGAAAUAAUCCUUGUGAUCAUGAUUGUACUGACACUGGAACAGCAAUUGAAUGUGCUUGUCGAGAUGGAUUCGAGUUGGCUACAGACAAAAAAACUUGUAAAGACAUUGACGAAUGUGCUCUGGGAAUUCAUCAAUGUGGCCCGGAUGAAGAAUGCGAAAACGAAAUGGGCGAUUAUUCUUGUUUCAUUACUGUUUUGUAUGGCGAAAGUGAUGAUGGAAUUGGCAAAUGUCCAACCGGACACCGGUUUAAUGCUGAAAAAUCCACAUGUGAUGACAUUGAUGAAUGUAAUUUAAAUGUAUUAUCUUGUGUACCACCUCUAAUUUGCAAAAAUACUAUUGGAUCCUUUACUUGCGAAGCCCCGGAGUGUCCACCAGGAUUUUAUUAUAAAUAUUCAAUUGAAAGUUGUGCUGAUAUUGACGAAUGUACUACAGGAAACAACGACUGCAACAAGGAAUCUCAAUUGUGUGUAAAUAUGAAGGGCACCUAUACUUGUGUGGAUAAGGUAUCAAAAAAUGCUUGUCCUGCUGGGUUUAAAAAAAAUAUUUACACCAUGAAUUGUGACGAUAUUGACGAAUGCGAGAAUGUUCUAAAAGUUUGUUUAGAAAAUCAAGAAUGUAUUAACGAGCAAGGGGGCUAUAAAUGUAUUGAUAUAUCAUCAGGUAAAAAGGAACAUGUAUUCUUAUCUACCGUCAAACCUACAGAUCCUCCUGUAUGUCAUAUUGGCUUUAGAUAUAAUCAUACGCAAAAGACUUGUGACGAUAUUAAUGAAUGCCAAUUGCGUCUAGAUAACUGUUCGGCUAUGCAUAGAUGUGAUAAUACGAUAGGAUCAUUUCACUGCAAUAGGAUAGUUUCAUGUGGAACAGGUUAUACCCUAAACUCUGCCAGUGAUCUCUGUGAAGACGACGAUGAAUGUCAACUAGGUACUCACAAUUGCUUUUCGCUUGGUUCAAAUUAUAAAUGUAAAAAUUUGAUUGGCUCGUACCGAUGUGAGUUAGUCCGAUCACCUCCAGUGGUGGUUACUCCCUCAACAAGUACAGUUGCUUCAACAACUCAGGUCGUCACACCAAAAUCAACGAUUCCUAUAGGCACAAGUAGCCAAAGAAGUAUUUUUACCACAUUUCUGACACAAUCCAACAAAACUAGUUCAACGACUGCACAUCUUAGUAAUGCCGUUAUAUCUACCACUUUAAAACCGAUAUCGAUUACUAACGCUUGGGGAGAACCAUUUUAUAGUAAUAAUAGAAGGCAGCCUUGGUGGUAUUAUCAACGUCCAUUACCUUUACCAACUACGGUAAAAAGAUACUAUACAACUCCUCCAGCAGAAAAUCCCGUGACUAAACGAACUACUUAUUUAAAAAAUACGUACAGUAAAACAGUGCAAAGGACCACGUGGACGACUUCUUUGCCAAUUAUAAGUGGGAUGUCAAAAAAGUGUCUGCCGGGAUACCGCAUGAAUUCAAGAGGAGAUUGCGAAGAUAUAGACGAAUGUCAACAAAAUCCAUGCCCCAAUCGCACGAAAUGCCUAAAUUAUAAUGGAGGAUUUCAAUGCACGAUGCCUUUAAUUUGCAAAAUUGGAUACGAACCAAAUUUAAAGGGUGAUCAGUGCAUUGAUGUGGACGAAUGCAUUCGAGGUACUCAUAGUUGCAGCGUAUCGCAAAUCUGUAAGAACGGACAAGGGUACUACACUUGUGAAUGUCCGCCAGGACACCAUUUAAAUAGGAACACUCAAACUUGCGAGGAUUUGGACGAAUGUAAAUUUUAUAAGCCUUGUGGAAGUUACGCAGAUUGUACAAAUUCGGUUGGUUCUUAUACCUGUUCUUGUAGACCUGGAUUUAAAAUGAACCAAAACUUUUGUGACGAUAUUAACGAAUGUGAAGAAAUACCCGAAUUAUGCCAGGAUAAUUGUGUGAAUAUUUGGGGAUCAUACCGGUGCGCCUGUAAGCCCGGGUUCACUCUUAAUGUCGAUAACAGAACGUGUACGGACAUAAACGAAUGUGAGAAAUUCAAUGAUCGCAAAUUAUGCAUUGGAAAUUGUAGAAAUACUCCAGGUAGUUACAUAUGCGAAUGCCCAAGCGGAUAUAAAUUGGGUCAAGACCACAGAGCAUGCAUUGAUAUAGAUGAAUGUUCUUCGCAAGGAUUUGUUUGUAAAUCAGAUGAAGCAUGUGUCAAUACCCACGGCGGAUAUAAAUGUUAUCCAAUAACCUGUUCUGGCAAUUAUAUUAAAGAUCGCUCUCAUAAAGCACGCUGUAAACGAUUAACAUGUGACGCGAGAGACAACCAAUGUCUUCUGCAGCCCGAGCAAUAUUCCUAUCAAUUUAUGGCUCUGGUGUCCGAUUUGCCUUUGGCAGAUGAAAGUAUUCCCCUAUAUAAGCUAAAGGGCCCAGAUUGGGCAUCUGCUAGAGCAGAAUUUUCUCUACAACUUUUGGAUGUGAAUUGUCCACCGAGUGUUAAGAGAGUUGACAGAAGUUAUUUUAAAGAAAUUUUUCAAGAAAACAACCUUAUGGAGUUGCAUUUAGUGCGAAGUAUUGAAGGACCUCAAGAAGUGAAAUUGCAAAUUGAAAUGAAACUACUUCAACAAAAUAACCUUGUCGGGAGUGUGGUCGUGUAUAUAGUCAUGGUUGUAUCAGAAUAUCCGUUUUAGCUUUGUUUAGUUUUUCUCUACCUCAUGGCAAAGAAAUUUGUGAUUUUUCUUUCAAAUUAAACCCACGAAAAAAAUAUAAUAAUAUUAUAAACUAUUCAAUACUAAUUAUUAUAAACUGUUCAAAAAUAUAGCCAAAAUUAAAAAUGCGUAUUUAUGAAAUAGUAUCAAUUCAAUUUAUCUUUUUUUUAUUAAGUAGGUAAAAGUUUGUUUUCCACGAACAAAAAUGGCUCGACAAUCUUCGAUUAAUUAUAAUACCUUUUAAUAAUUUCAUAUUAAUAUAUAAAAUAUCAAUUUCAAACAA
This is a messenger RNA of Anthonomus grandis grandis, 3950 nucleotides long. Its product is annotated as fibulin-1-like. The transcript has 20 exons. Gene Ontology annotation, molecular function: calcium ion binding. The record is from RefSeq and is a predicted model, not a curated record. The coding region runs from base 284 to 3649 and encodes 1121 amino acids. NCBI's taxonomy places the organism in Eukaryota, Metazoa, Arthropoda, Insecta, Coleoptera, Curculionidae.